AUGAACAACUCCAACGUUCAGUGUUCAGCGCUCAGCGCUCAGCGUUCACUAUCACUCAGAGAAGAGCUUAACCUGGCCACUAAUUAUAAGCGCCAAGCUUCCCCCAACAGCACUAAUAGGCCAUCAGUCGGUUUGCCCCUCUCCAGAAUCCCCCCAGGAAAUGAUUGGGAUCGACGCCACGCAGCAGUCCUCAGUAUGCCGCAUGGCGUGGAUGUUACUAGUAAUAUCCUCGAUCGCAAGAUCUUCAGGAUACCACCGUCCGAUGUGACUUCGAUCGCAUACACAUGUAGAUGGACAUAUACAUGUCGAUGCACUUGCGACUUCGUCAAGGAUAAUUCGACUCAAUCCGGAAUGAUUUACUUAAUUCUUGAAUUGUUCAAUCGGCCACAAGGCCACUAUACUCCCCCCACCCCCCUUGAUGCCCCCCUUUGCUUGAUCUAUAUAUAUGUCUCACCGGCCGCGGCUCGCAUUCAAGUGCUCGUCAAACCACUCCCCUCUACUCUCAAGAAACACACGCGGUCAAAUGUGGAAAGACUUACCCGUCAACGUGAAAGGUCAGCGGCUUCGACCAUCCGUGAAAGAACACUCUCCGUCGGACACAUGGAAGAGGCCUGGAUUGGGGCACAGGACGAACCUCCCCAGCUGGUGCCACUGGAAGAAGGACCUCCAUUGGGCGCCCACGGCUACCUCUACACUUUACACGGCCAAAAGCGGUCGAUGCGGGACUUCCCCAUUGUGAACAAUGUCGACCCGACCACGGAGCUACCAGUCGUUGACGCCUCCAACUUUUUCAAAGGCUCACCACGCUUUCCUGACAUCCCGCUCCACCAAUCCCGCGUUGUCGUCGACUCACACAAAUUUUUGGUCGUCGGCUACAUUGACCAAUACAUUCCGCGAAACCAAACAUUGGCCGGUAUCAGUCGGAAUCUAAUUUGGCGUGGCGAACUCGCCGUUUUUCAACUCGGGAUCAGGGUUCCCAUUCUCUCGAGGUUUAGCGUGGCCUCCAACAUUGUGAAUAAGGCUUUACGCCUCUUCAUGUCGAGAGUAUUAGAGGCCGUCGAGGAGGAUGAGGAGCCACCCGUCAACAUCAUUUACUCAGGUUGGAUCCGAUAUCUGAUUCAAAGCACUUUCAAAGGAUUGAUCAAUGAUACGUACACAUGUAGUAUACGCACAUAUGCUUUAUGUAUUUUAUACACAAAUUAUGCCGAUGCAAAUGCCCGCGACGUAAUUCCAAAUAGUGGGUCUCACUUGUUUGCCUCUUCUACCGGUACCAUGCCCCUAAGACGAAAUGGCACACCAAGCUCGAGCUCACGGACGCAUUUGAGGGAAUCCUGA
This is a messenger RNA of Laccaria bicolor S238N-H82, 1335 nucleotides long. RefSeq lists its product as uncharacterized. The transcript has 9 exons. NCBI's taxonomy places the organism in Eukaryota, Fungi, Basidiomycota, Agaricomycetes, Agaricales, Hydnangiaceae. The coding region runs from base 1 to 1335 and encodes 444 amino acids. The record is from RefSeq and is a predicted model, not a curated record.